Molecule: messenger RNA, 1894 nt
Organism: Haliotis rubra (blacklip abalone)
Lineage: Eukaryota; Metazoa; Mollusca; Gastropoda; Lepetellida; Haliotidae
Product: eukaryotic translation initiation factor 1A, Y-chromosomal-like
Exons: 6
Coding region: 116-547 (143 amino acids)
Biological process (GO): translational initiation
Cellular component (GO): cytoplasm
Molecular function (GO): RNA binding; translation initiation factor activity
Source: RefSeq, a predicted model, not a curated record
GGACUUCCGUUGCUGAUUGUCCUCAACACAUGUUGAAGUUGGUUGGUUAUUAGUCUUCGACAGCUGUCUGGUUUCACUAGUUUGAAUUACUGUUCAUCUCACACAGAAAGUAGUCAUGCCAAAGAAUAAGGGAAAGGGAGGUAAAAACAGGAGGAGGGGUAAGAACGAAAAUGAAAAUGAAAAGAGAGAGUUGGUGUUCAAGGAAGAUGGACAAGAGUAUGCCCAGGUUACGAAAAUGUUGGGGAAUGGAAGACUGGAAGCCUUGUGCUUUGAUGGUGUUAAGAGGUUGUGUCACAUCAGAGGCAAACUCAGAAAGAAGGUAUGGAUAAAUGGUGGUGACAUCAUUCUGCUCGGGUUGAGAGAUUACCAGGAUAACAAGGCUGAUGUCAUAUUAAAGUACACCCCAGAUGAGGCCAGGAAUUUAAAGGCAUAUGGAGAACUGCCACCCACAGCUAAAAUCAAUGAAAACACAUGGGAAGAAGAUGUUGAUGACAACAUCACUUUCGAUGACGUUGAAGAAGGCGUUGAUGAAAUAGAUGAUAUUUAGAAAUACGUCACUGCAGCUUUCCGAAGUUGAGUGAGUGUUGAGAAGUAUAGUUGAUGUGGUUAGAAUACUGAGGAGUCAUGACAAUGGUAGCUUGGAGUCUGUAAUGAUCGCUGUGGUUGCCACAAGGGACAUCACAGAGUCGUUUCUCUUGCUGUUGUCAUGGCAACUGUACAACUCAGAUUCAAACACUGAAACAGUCUUCAUGAAGCCUUCUGACAUCUUUGAAGAGGGACUUUACAACUACAAUCCAUUCCUGACGGAUUUGAACCAUAUUCUGUCUGGAUUACUGAAUCAUUUAGGUUUAUAAAAUGCUAUUUUUAAUGUCCAUAUGGAACAUCUUAAUCUUUUGAAAAACAAUGUUUGUGUACUUAUGUAUAUUCUGAAUUUUUUAUUUUGAAAUUCUUUCAUUCAUAUUUGUAAGUUUUUGUGUUUCUUUUGAUUAUGUUAAGAAAAUUUGUUUUCUUUCUUUUGAAGUUUGUGUGUGGUUUUGUAAGUUAAGUCAUUAUCAAUUCUGAAUAUGAAAAAUAUGACGAAGUACUCUUUCUAUCACUUUCCAGUGUAUUUUAAUUUCAUGAAUGCUUUGUGUGUUUAAACAUACUGUAGAGACAUUUUUUAAAGUCUUUUACAGAUUCACUGAUUUUUGCCAUUUUGAAGUAACAGUGAAAAGUGAUGCAUUUCACAAUUACAGGAAACACACAAGUGGUACCAAAAUAGCCAUGAUUGAAAGAAAAGUGAGAAAAAAAUGAUGAAAUUUAAAAAAAAAUGACAUCUUAUUUAUUACCUGAAAAGUGCUUGUUAGAAUCAGAUAAUAUUCAGUACCACCAGAUUCUAUCAGUGAAAUUGUAUAACCAUGAUGGCCCCAUUAUGAUAAUGAUGGCAUGUCCCAGGUUUAUAGAAAAUGUGUGCCCAGGAUGUUCCAUUGUCAUCUGCGGGUGCAAGUGUGUAUGAUACAACUAUUAAUUCCUGUAUUGACUAGAAAACACUGUGCAGGUUACUGAUGUCUAUGACCUGUUUGUAUAUAAGGGUUUGGUGUUACUUGUAGCAUGUUUUUAUGAUUGUCAUGUGGGCAAUAUGAGUGGAACAUGAAAGGUAGUUGGUAGCUUUAAUUCCAGCUACAAUAUUUCAGAUCAAGGGGAGGUUUACAGUUUGCUUGGUUCAGAAUUGUGUUGCAAUCCAUAAAAAAAGAUUAUAUUGGGUUAUGAAAAUAUGAAAUGAACUUUUCCGUAAAUGACACAUGCUUUUGGCUCAGGAAGUCGUUGCCAAGUUCACUCAAGCUCUUGUAAGUAUUUUUAUGGGGCAGAUAUGUCAUAUUUGACUCUUUAGGCAAUUAAAUAAUGUAAAUUCUAA